Acaromyces ingoldii is the source of this 3217-nucleotide messenger RNA. RefSeq names its product actin-like ATPase domain-containing protein. Gene Ontology annotation, cellular component: endoplasmic reticulum chaperone complex. The record is from RefSeq and is a predicted model, not a curated record. Bases 47 to 2833 code for a protein of 928 amino acids. Gene Ontology annotation, molecular function: ATP binding; ATP-dependent protein folding chaperone. The transcript has a single exon. NCBI's taxonomy places the organism in Eukaryota, Fungi, Basidiomycota, Exobasidiomycetes, Exobasidiales, Cryptobasidiaceae. Gene Ontology annotation, biological process: negative regulation of hypoxia-induced intrinsic apoptotic signaling pathway; cellular response to hypoxia; endoplasmic reticulum unfolded protein response.
CUCUUGUCUCUCUGGACUAGCUAGACCUUCGCAAAAACAGCUCAAGAUGGCGAGACGACAUACGGCGGCCAUGAUGCUCGCCGCCCUCGUCGGGCUUCUCUGCGCUUCUUUCGUUACGUCUAUGGGCGUUGUCGGCAUCGACUACGGGACAGAAUCGAUGAAGGUGUCCCUGGUCAAGCCCGGACUGCCCUUUGAUGUGGUCCUGUCGAGAGACUCAAAGAGGAAGAUUCCGUCGGCUGUGGCGUGGAAAAUGCAGGAGCGUCUGUACGGCAGCGACGCUGCCAACCUGGCAACGCGAUACCCAGGCGACACCUUCCUGGGCGCUAAGCUGCUCCUUGGUAGGAGCAUCGAGUCGGUCGAUGACCAGGCCCGUUUGCGGCAGUCGGAGCUGCUGGGAUCGCAGCUCAUCCCCAGCGUCAACCGAAGCAGCGUCUCAGUGAAGAGGGAGACGGACUACACGAUCAACAAAGAGGGUUCCGACGAGUACACUGUUGAGGAGCUUGUCGGCAUGCAGCUCAGCCACGCGAGGACGCUCGCAGAGGAGACUGCCGGUGAGGAGGUGAUCCGGACAUUCCCAGGCUCGGUUGGCACAUUUGGUGGACUCGACGUCGUCAUCACCACGCCCAUCUUCUACACUGCCGCCGAAAGACAGGCGCUCUUCGAUGCUGCCUCCGUCGCUGGCCUCCGGCCCAAGCUCGUCUCGGAUGGCGCUGCUGCUGCCGUCAACUUUGCCUUGACGCGGCAAUUCACCAAGCCCGAGAGGCACCUCUUCUUCGACAGCGGUGCGGGUUCGACGAGGGCGACACUCGUCGAGUUCAGCACCAAGCAGGUCCAGGCCGACUCGAUCUUGUCGAUUGGCUCGACCCAGAAGGAAGCCACCGUCAUCCAGGUCCUCAGUGCUGGCUGGGACAGGCAAGCGUCUGGUCUCGCCCUGGACGUUCUCCUGCGCGACCAUCUGGCCGGCCUUUUCCAGACGCAGCACGGCUCGAAGCUGGCUAAGCCGGUCAAGGAACAGCCUCGCGCCAUGGCUCGCCUGUUGAAGGAGGCCAACCGGGUCAAGCACAUCCUCAGUGCCAACGCCGACGCAUCGAGCAACGUCGAAGGCCUCGCUGACGACAUCGACUUCCGAGCCAAAGUGACGAGAGACGAGUUCGAGUCGCUGGCCGACAAGGCCGGUCUUCGUUCCAGGUUCGGCCAGCCGGCCACGGACGCACUCAAGGAGGCCAAGCUGACGAUCAGCGACAUUGACUCGGUCAUCUACGUCGGUGGAACGACUCGCGUGCCACUGGUGCAGGCUGCUCUGAGGGAAGCGGGCGUCCCCGAUGCCAAGAUCGCGCAGAACGUCAACGCUGACGAGGCUGCUGUCAUGGGCGCGGCCUUCUACGGCGCCUCGUUCAACCCACAGUUCCGGAUGAAGACGAUUCGUGCUCACGAUGGCAACCCGUACCCUGUCGUGCUCACGGAAGAGGGCAAGAAGCCCGACGUUAUUUUCCCGGGAGGAAGCUUCGAGACAACGCAGGUGGUUCGCAACUACACGGACACGACGUCCAACUUUGGCUUCCAGAUCGACUACGACGCCGCCAUUCCCCAGGCCAAGCUCGACACAUUUGAGCACCGGCUGUACGACGUUGAGAUCCAGGAGAUCAAUAACCACCUCGCCGGCCUCAAGGAGCGGGGCGAGAUCGACCAGGUCGAUAUCAGCGUCAAUGUCACCAUUACCAGCCGACCUCUGGGCGUGUACGCCGUCGAAAGCGCAUUCAUGCACGUCAAGCAGAAGCCCGGGGGGAUUGCAGGCGCGUUGAAGUCCUUCUUCAACGUGGGAAGCAACGCCGUCGCGGAUGAUGUCGACGACGACGACGACGACGAGGCUGCCGAAGGUGCCGACGCAGCAGCUACCACCGAGGAUGCAGACGCGGCCGCCGAGGGAGCUGCUGACACGAAGAAGGGCGCCGAAGGAGACGAGACAUCGGAGAAGAGCGAGAAGAAGGACGUCAAGAAGAAGAACAAAAAGUCGCUCCCCACCGACCGGUCGAUCCGGCUGCUGGCUCGCUCCAUUCCCAGGGGCAGCGUGCGGCCCAUGUCUGGGGCCGAGCUCAAGGCUGCGUCGGACAGGCUGUAUGUGGCCGAUGUCGAGGCCCGUCGCAAGGCGGCGCGCGAAGAGGCCCAAAAUGUCCUCGAGGCCUACAUCUACCGCGCCAGGGACAUUGUGCACGAGACGCGCUUCAUUGAAUCGAGCAAGGCGUCGGAGCGCGAGGCCAUCACGGCAAAGGCCUCGGAGCUCUCUGACUGGCUUGCCUCGCAGGCGGAGGAGGCCGACACGAGCAGCCUGAAGCUGAAGCGGGCCUCGCUCGAAUCGCUGAUCCAGCCCAUUGAGAAGCGCAUGCGAGAACAGGGCACGCGGCAGGGAAGCCUCGACCGCUUCACGCGCGCCCAGGCCGAGGCCAGGGAGUUCCUGCAAGAGGCGCGAACGAACCUGACAAAGGCGCUCGAGGAGGGCGUUGCGAGCAAGUACUCGCUUGCCGAGCUCGAUGGCUUCCAGACGCAGCUCGACAAGGACCUGACGUGGUUCCAGGAUGGUGAAAAGGAGCAGGCGAAACGGUCCAAGGACGACGACGUGGCCAUCAAGAGCGACGACAUUGACCGGAGGGCAAAGAAGGCCAGGGAUACAAUGGCGCGGAUGCUCAAGAGGAGGAUCCCAAAGACUAGGCCGCCAAAGAAGAGCAAGACACCUCCCCCGCCGGCCAAGGAAGACAAGCCAGCAGAGGAGGAGCCGAAAAAGAAAGAGGAGAAUGAAGAGAAGCCAAAGAAGGGCCAUGCACACGAAGAGCUGUAAUUGUUCGUUCUCUCUCCCUGGCUUCAACUGUAAGGGAAGUGGCAUCCCCCCUAGAAAUGACGAAAAGAUCUGCCUCGAUACCUUUGCGCUCUUGCUCGCGCCGCCAACGUCUCUCAUCUCUGCCCAGACCACACAAGUGAAGAUCAGACGGACUCUGCUCUCUUGGCGUGUACAAGGGCAUACAUCUAGUUCUUAAUUCCUGACCAUCUUUUAUACAUUGCCGUCGACAAAGGGUUCCUCAUGCUCCUUGUGUUUCUUCAACGCCCUCUCCCUCUGCCUCUGGUGGAGCGUCUUCAGCCUCUUCUGUCGGCUCAGUCUCCGCCACCAAUGCAGCAGCGGGCGCCGCGGCUUCCGACGGCGGCGGUGCUUCCACGACAGGGGUCU